AGAAAUCCCCUCUCGCGACUGCCAAGCGUUAGUUAAAGAUCUGCAGCUGACAGGACAGUGUCUUGUGUGUCUGUGAGGCGUUGACAGCUGGUUACAAGAAUCCGUUUCUGCAUAUAGCUACUGUCAUCAUGAAAACAGUUGCCAUUCUUUGUUUGCUGGUCACAUUGUUGUACCUUGUGUCAUGUUGUGAGGAGGAAACACAUUACCGGAAGCAAGAUAAAUGUUGCAAGAAGUGUGGACCAGGUAAGAGGAUGCUGGUGGACGACAACUGCGAGGACCCGCGCUGUCAGGACUGCAAAGACGGAGAGUAUCAGAGCGGCUACACAAACAAAACCAAAUGUGAACGCCAGCCCAGCUGUGACCCCAAUUUACAUUUUCAGCAACAAAUGAAUCCCAGUAAGACCAGUUUAAGCAAAUGUGAGUGUAAACCUGGAUACUACUGUACGCAAUAUGAUGACUGCAACACUUGUAGGGAACACAAAGUUUGCAAGCCAGGACAGAGAGUCGUCACGAAAGGUUCACCGGUUAGUGAUACUGUGUGUGAGGCAUGUAAAAACGGAACAUUCUCCACCCAAGAGUCAGCUGACACUUGCAAGGAAUGGGCAAUAUGUGAAUAUGGAUAUGAUAAAAACGCUCCUGGCAGUUUAACUUCAGACCGAAUCUGUGUGGAAGGUAGACCCACUCAAAGAGGUGUAAUUGUGGUGGGAGUUGUAGUUCUUCUGCUCAUCUUAAUAGCUGGAGUUGCUGCAAUAUUAUACAUGACAAAAAGACAUAAAUGCUGGAAAAAGAUAAAGCUCCCUGAACAGGCCCCAAAGAUAGCAGGCUUAAAUAUAAGAUUACAUCAAGAUGCAGAUGUUGAGAGAGCAAUCCAACAGCCUGAGGAGGUCGAUGAAAUAAACGGACCUGUGAGCCCCACGCCAAGUAACGUGACUGAAAAUGGAAAUGUUGUUGAACAAGAGUGGGGGAAAGAACCUGUCUAUCCAAGUGCUGAAUCAAAUUCAAAUUCAUAUUCACAUUUUUAGAGCAAAGCCUUCUACAAAGUACAGGCAGCUGUCCUUUCAUCAUGUUACAACCAUCAACAUACAGAGCAUUAAAUUAUAAAGCAAUGCUUUACUCUAAAUGUUCCAAAACCAGCAUGUAUCUUACACAAUCAUGACUGAAACAGAAGCACCUUAACAUGAGCUUUGUGUUUUCAAACAUAUAAAUAGAAAAUACUUAGCUGCUGCUGAAAGCCUUUGCCGUUGUAUUGUAACUUAACAUCCUAUGAUUGCUACGAAAUGCACUCGACACUAGUGCUGAAUAGAAGAGCAAGGGAGAAAAGAAGUGAAACACUUCAAAGGAGAUUUCAGCUGUAGAUUGAUAAGAAAAAGACUCACAGUAACACCAAUGUGAUGCCAAAAGACUGCACAAAACACACAUGAAUCCCAAUGCUUGGUACUUUAUAUUUAGGAUUGCACACUUUGAAGGUUAUUCAGCUAACGUUUUCCUAAAUGCUUGUAUAACUUAAAAAUUUAAGUUCUGAACAUUCAUAGAAUUUUCUUAGAACAUAAAAGUGUCAGUUGGGAUUGAAAAUAAUGUGGUGCAGAAGUGUUAGAUCACAAAAUCAUGUAUAUAUUUUUCUAAUGUUUUAUAAUUGUUAAAUGUUGUGCAAUGUCUGUUGCUUUGUAUUUUGUGUAAAUAUUUCCUUUGUACAUUACCAUUUUUAUUACUUUUAUUGUAAAUGUUGUGUUGUCCUAUGAAAUAGUUUGUGAUUCAAUGUACAUAUUAAAUCAUUUUUGAUUCUCCAUGAAUAAAUACACGUUGGCCACCCUAA
This is a messenger RNA of Cyprinus carpio (common carp), 1813 nucleotides long. RefSeq lists its product as uncharacterized. The record is from RefSeq and is a predicted model, not a curated record. Gene Ontology annotation, molecular function: antigen binding; CD154 receptor binding. Lineage: Eukaryota; Metazoa; Chordata; Actinopteri; Cypriniformes; Cyprinidae. Gene Ontology annotation, biological process: positive regulation of blood vessel endothelial cell migration; inflammatory response; positive regulation of angiogenesis. Gene Ontology annotation, cellular component: external side of plasma membrane; CD40 receptor complex.